ACUGUGGGAUCAUGACCUGAGCCGACGUUGGCCACUUAACGGAUAGAGCCACUCAGGCGCCCCUGUCCUAAUUUCAGUAAUGUUUUGUAGUUUUCACUGUACAAGUCUUCCAUCUCCUUGAGUAAAUGACUUCCUAAGUCUUUUAUUCUUUUUGAUGUUGUUGUAAAUGGGAUUGCUUUUGUAAUUUCUCUUUCAGAUUCUUCAUUGUUAGUGUGUAGAAAUACUCCUGUUUUUUUUAUUUGUUGACUUUGUCUCCUGGUAUUUGCUGAACUCAUUUAGUCUAAGUUAUUUUGCAUGUGUGUGUAAUAGUUUUCUACAUAUAAGAUUAUAUCAUACGCAAACAUCAUUUUACUUCCUAUUUGGAUGCCUUUUCUUUUUCUUUUUUUCCUACUUGUUCUGGCUAGAAUGUCUAGUACUAUAUUGCGUAGUAGUGGUGAAAGUGGGCACUAUUGACUUGUUCCUGAUCUUAGAGGAAAAGCUUUCAGUCUUUCACUAUUGAGUAUGAUACUUGCUGUGGGUGUUUCAAAUAUGGCUUUUAUUGCGUGGAGGUAGUUUUUGCCUCAGUUGAUAUGAGUAUGUGUCUCCCCCCUUCACUCUGUUAGUGUAGUCUAUUACAUUGAUCAAUUUUGUUUUCCUUAUUUUUUUUAUGAAAUAUGUUUGUGAACUUAAGCACAGCAGUAUAAUUGUGUAACAAAUCCAGUGAAAAACUGUCUGAUUGGAAAGGUUUAAUAAUAACAUUUUGUUCACUCUAAGGGAUUGAUGUUGACUCAUAGAUAGAAAACAAACAUCAAACACGUACAUUGUGCUUCUUGCCACCUAAAAGGCUUGAUUCUCAGGUCAUUCUUAUUAGAUAUUUAUCAACAAUUGUCUAAUUAUCUUGAGGUAUAGUAUAAAUGAGAAUAAAUGAUAGGUAUGUCAAGAACACGAUCAAUUUGUAACAUGUAGAAAAUAGAACUAAAGUGCAAACAGAAAUAAUUCCGAGCCUAUCAAUACAUAACUAAAAUGCUUAAUAAUUGCCCAGUUCGUCCACAUUGGCCUCCGAUCCUUCUACACGCUGUCCAGAAGAUAGAUAUGCUGCACCUCUUAUUUCAAAAAGCCAUGGGUAACCUUAGUCAUGAGCAUCACCUUUUCACUGUCUUUAAGAAAAUGAUGAAGCUUGCUAAAGUUGCCUUGUAGGGAGUUCACAAGGGAUUUGUAGAAGUACUCUGGGCUAUAAUUCUUUCUCAUUAUUGGGCACCAAUGAGAAGCAAGUGUUAAACACUGAAAAACAGUACAUUUUAAAUCUUGUUCUGCUGCUUCCUAGCUAUGUUAGUUUGGGCAAGUCACUCAAUGUUCUGGUUUUCUCAUCAGUAAAACUAAAAUAACAAUGCCUGGCUCAUAGGACAAUUUAUGUAUUUAUUCAUUAGUCAUUAGACAGUUGUUGAAUGCCUACUGUAUGCCAGAUGUUUUGACUGGCCCUGGGAAUGCAGAAAGGAUCAAGAAAGGCAGAUUCCUAUUGUUAUGAAACAUAUACUAGUUGAGAAAACAGAUACCAUAGAAAUAAUAGCCUUUGUGGAAAAUACACAAAAUGGAUGUAUAGUACAUUGUUUUAUGUUAUGAGGAGCACAUGAUCUAACAUAGAUAAAGAGCAUAGCAUAAUCUGCACACAGGUGGUACUCAGAAGAUGUGAAUGUCAUCUACCAUUGCCAGUUAGGUGUUUAUUGAGCAUCUUCUGCAUAGGAGUGGAAUGUGUAUGAGCAGGCACUAUGGGUUAUGUUUUUCCAUUUUUCCCAGUAUUGAUUAUAUUUACAUUCAUUUUACAAGCAUGCGUAUGUGUCAGGGUUGUACAAGGCUCUGGAUCAGUGUUAAUCCAGUAUAAUUAGAGUGAAGAGUGUAGAGAAUAAUACAGGAAGUGGCUGUAAAGUUAAAUUGGAGCAGACUGAGACUGCCUUUAUUACCUUAUAAAGGUGUUAAUUAAUUGCAUUCUUUUACACGCUAGGCUAGGGAAAUGCAAAGAUGAUUGAGGUUGAAGCUUGCACUUCAAAUUGUGGAAUCACAUAAAUGUGAUUCACAUUAUGUGCACAUAAAUGAUCACUUUUUUUUCUUCCUUACUAAUUUGGAUGCUUUUUCUCUAUUUUUCUUGCCUGAUUGUUACUGCUAGGACUUCCAGUACUGUGUUGAAUAAAAGUAGUGAGAGUGGGCAUCUUUGUUUUGUUCCUGAUCUCAGAGGAAAAACUCUGUUUUUCACCCAUUGAUAUGUUAGCUGUGGGUUUUUCAUAUAUGGUCUUUACUAUGUUGAGGUGUGUUCUCUUUAUACCUACUUUGUUGAGUUUUUAAUGAAUGGAUGUUGUAUUUUGUCAAAUGCUUUUUUGGCAUCUAUCGAUAUGAUCGUAUGUUUUUUAUCCUUUCUUUUGUUAAUGUGAUGUAUCAUGUUGAUUGAUUUGAGAAUAUUGAACCACCCUUGGAUCCCUGCAGUAAAUCCCAUUUGAUGAUGGUGAAAGAUUUUUUUAAUGUAUUGUUGCAUUCAGGAAAUUGAAAGACUUUCUGAGAAGUUAGAAGAAAAAGAGAAGGAGAAGCAGCAGCUGAUGAGCCAGCCGGAGCAUGAGCGAGAGAAGGAAGUUGCCCUGCUGCGGCAGAGCGUGGCAGAGAAGGAACGAGCCCGGGCUGCCAGCGACAUUCUGUGCCGCUCCUUGGCUGAUGAGACCCAUCAGCUGCGGAGGACUCUGGCCGCCACUGCCCACAUGUGCCAGCAUCUGGCCAAGUGUCUGGAUGAACGACAGCGCACACAGGGGGACUUGAGGGAGAAAAGUCCUGAGCCAGAGCGUACAGGCGGGGACACCUGUGUCCGGGAUGUUAUCGAGAAGUUACAGGAAGAAAAUCGACUGUUGAGACAGAAGGUGACCCAUGUAGAAGACCUUAACGCCAAGUGGCAGCGCUACGAUGCCAGCAGGGAUGAGUAUGUGAGGGGGCUCCACGCGCAGCUUCAGGGGCUACAGGCCCCCCGUGAGCCCGAGAGACCCUCCCCUCCUGAGCUGAUGAGGAAGGAGAUCUCCAGGCUCAACAGGCAGCUGGAGGAGAAGAUAAAUGACUGUGUGGAAGUGAAGGAGGAGCUGACGGCUGUGAGGCGGGCCCGAGAUGCGGCGCUGGAGCGGGUGCAGAUGCUGGAGCAGCAGAUUCUUGCUUACAAGGAUGAUUUCACCUCGGAAAGGGCCGAUCGAGAGCGUGCUCAGGGGAGGAUUCAAGAGCUGGAGGAGCAGGUGGCCGCCUUGCGGCACCAGGCGUCCCGGAGGCAGGACUGCCGAGAGCGGGGCUCCUGCCGGACGCACACGGGGAGCAAAACCCCCAAGUACUUAGAGACCAGUGUCUUGGAGCUUGUGGCACCCAGUGGCCGGAGGGCUGGGACUGGAUCUCAGGGGCCAGACUUCUCCGCAGAGGGCAGGUGUCCUGGAGCAACGACCCGGAGAGGGCAGGGGGAGCUUCAGUGCCCUCACUGCCUGCAGCACUUCGAUGACGAGCAAGGCGAGGAGCUCUUCAGGCAUGUGGCCGAGUGCUGCCAGUGAGGCCCUGAGGCUGGAGCUACCUGUGACCCUGCUGCUUCUGAGGGGGCUCGGCCCUGGGCGGGGGCGAGAUCCCCCGAGACCCAGGACCCAGCACAGGUUGAGGGGGUUUCUGAUCCUUCACCUUGGUCAUCCUUGGGCGGUGGAACAGACCAAGUUGGAAGGAACUUCUUGUGGGGCGUCUGCCUCUGGGAGGGCCUGGCUUGGCUUCUGGUAUGGAGUGCGCCCCUCCCUGCCCGCCCCCCCCCCCCGCCGGCCGGCCGUCGGGUCAAGACCAGGAGCAGGGGGCGCACGAACGCUCACAGGCAACACGACAGCCCCAGUCAGCCUGCGCCUGGGCCGCUGCAGCUCGCUGGGAAGAGGUGGCUGCCUGCAGGGACCACGUGUGUGGGCCCCCGGUUCUGUUGAGUCGGGACCAGGUUUGUAGACUGAGCCCUGUGGCAACACAUCGCACACGAGGACUAUUCUCGGCCACCGCAGAGACACGUGUCCUCACUGAAAUGCACUGCAAUAGCGUUUGCCACAUAUCUCAAAGACAAAAGACAUUUCACAUUUACUUAUUUUUAUAAUAAAUACACUUGCUAUGGUGACUGCUCUUGA
Molecule: messenger RNA, 4136 nt
Organism: Prionailurus viverrinus (fishing cat)
Lineage: Eukaryota; Metazoa; Chordata; Mammalia; Carnivora; Felidae
Gene: TNIP2
Product: TNFAIP3 interacting protein 2
Exons: 6
Coding region: 2490-3539 (349 amino acids)
Biological process (GO): cellular response to lipopolysaccharide; regulation of transcription by RNA polymerase II
Molecular function (GO): K63-linked polyubiquitin modification-dependent protein binding
Source: RefSeq, a predicted model, not a curated record